Molecule: messenger RNA, 856 nt
Organism: Xenopus laevis (African clawed frog)
Lineage: Eukaryota; Metazoa; Chordata; Amphibia; Anura; Pipidae
Gene: arf6.2.S
Product: ADP ribosylation factor 6 S homeolog
Cellular component (GO): Golgi apparatus; membrane; Flemming body
Molecular function (GO): GTPase activity; GTP binding; G protein activity
Source: RefSeq, marked provisional
CGACUGAGGGCCGCAACUUCUCUCCACCUGCCACGGAAGUAUUCUCUCUCCCCGGACAGCUUCUCAUGUGGCUCCGACAUCUCCACAGCCGCUUCAGCGCAGCCCAGACGGUUUGUUUUGCUUCUGUUUAAUGCGCAGCCAUGGGGAAGAUGUUCUCCAAGAUCUUCGGUAACAAGGAGAUGCGGAUCCUGAUGCUCGGACUGGACGCCGCCGGCAAGACCACCAUUCUGUACAAACUGAAGCUGGGCCAGUCCGUCACCACCAUCCCGACCGUGGGCUUCAACGUGGAGACCGUCACUUACAAAAACGUCAAGUUCAACGUAUGGGACGUAGGGGGCCAGGACAAGAUCAGGCCGCUGUGGCGCCACUACUACACCGGAACUCAGGGCCUUAUAUUCGUUGUGGACUGUGCUGACCGGGACCGGAUAGACGAGGCGAGGCAAGAGCUGCACCGUAUCAUUAACGACCGGGAAAUGAGGGACGCCAUCAUCCUAAUAUUUGCUAACAAACAAGAUCUCCCUGACGCCAUGAAACCCCACGAGAUCCAGGAGAAACUGGGACUGACCCGGAUCAGGGAUAGGAAUUGGUACGUGCAGCCCUCCUGUGCCGCCAGCGGGGACGGCCUCUAUGAAGGACUCACAUGGCUGACGUCCAAUUACAAAUCCUAAUGACUAAUAAUAACUGCACAGUGAUCAAUCUGCUUCUCAGAAGAGGGGUAAAAGCAAUGGCAUUGGAUUUUGCCGACCCCCACCGCUUUCUGUUGGAAUAUGGGCUGGAAUACUUUUACUUUUUUGUUAUGUUAGGAUUCCAAUCUCCUUGUCAAGAUACAAAUACGUUUCAAUACAAAUGAUCUGGG